AUGCACCAUCCAGGUGUCACUUUCGGCCUCUCCUACAGCAUCCCUCCUCCCCCUCCUCCUCUUCCCAACAACGAGCACGCACUGAGGGUUGAGAACAGUAUCCUCCAGAGCCUGAAUGAUAGCCUCAAGGCCGACGUCAGUAAACUCAAGAGCGAGAACCGUAGUCUAAAGACCGAGAUUAGAACUCUAAAUGAAACGUUGAAAAUAUGGUACGGACAUGCUGAGGAUCUGCGGAAGCUGGUUGUGGGGUUUAAUACUAGCCUGACGGGGAUAUUGGAUCUUAAUUGGAACUAUAAGGAGAAGACUGCGAAAAGGGAACGUUAA
This is a messenger RNA of Morchella importuna, 324 nucleotides long. RefSeq lists its product as uncharacterized. The coding region runs from base 1 to 324 and encodes 107 amino acids. The transcript has a single exon. Lineage: Eukaryota; Fungi; Ascomycota; Pezizomycetes; Pezizales; Morchellaceae. The record is from RefSeq and is a predicted model, not a curated record.